AUGCCAAACGACCGCCCUUUGACGCCUCCAAGAGAGAAUGUUGCCCAACCUGGACAACUUCCCCGUGGGCCGCUGACGCCUGAACAGAAGCGGAAGAUUGAGGUCAAUCGCAUGAAGGCGAAAGCUCUCCGCGAGCAACGUGAAGUAGAGCUGGCUGCAAACGUGCGUCUUGGAUCAGCCGACUCGCAAAUUUCUCGAUUCAGCCAGGGAAAGAAGCGUUCUCAUGCUUCGAUGGCCGCCCAACCCGCUCCCGCAAAUGUACGAGAUGCGCGAACCAACACACCCGCCUCGGGUCGCUCACUCGAUGAUAUCAAGCCCGCGCGUAACUUCACGAAGUAUGUCGACUACGAUUUUAGCAAGAUGACUGACACAAAAGGUGGAUUCUUGACACAAGAGGAUGAUCCCUUCAACAAAGCACUACAUGUACCCGAUGACAAAGACGCUCAGCGACCGGCCAAUAUGACCCAAAAAGAGUGGGAGCGUCACCAAUUACUUCAAAAUCUGCGGCGAAAUCGUGAGGGGCCUUUUGAGCCGGGGCUGAGUGUGUUGGAUGAUAAAAGCAAGCAAAAAGUCUGUCGGGAAUGCGGCAGCCUCGAAAUCGACUGGAAGUGGGACGAACAACUUCGUUGUCAGAUCUGUCAUUCCUGCAAAGAGAAAUAUCCAGAAAAAUACAGUCUGCUUACAAAAACGGAAGCGCGCGAGGAUUAUCUCCUCACAGACCCUGAGCUCCGUGACGAAGAGCUUCUUCCCCAUCUGGAAAAGCCCAAUCCUCACAAGUCAACCUGGAAUAGCAUGAUGCUGUAUCUCCGAUAUCAAGUCGAGGAAUACGCAUUCUCCGCCAAGAAAUGGGGCUCUGCGGAGGCAUUGGAUGCGGAGUUUGAGCGUCGAGAAACAGAUAAAAAGCGACGGCGAGAAGCGAAAUUCAAGACCAAGCUGCAGGACCUGAAGAAGCGCACUCGGGUGGAAGCGUACCGGCGUAAUCGACAGGGCGCCGCUGGCGGAGACUUUGGUGAUGACCUCAGCACCAAUCGCAAGCACGUACAUCAAUGGGGUCGAACAGUUGAUAACCCAGAAACCGGCAUUGGAGUCAAGACCUGCGUGGACUGUGGUAUGGAAGUUGAGGAGUUGGAGUUUUGA
Messenger RNA from Penicillium oxalicum, 1137 nucleotides. RefSeq names its product DNA repair protein RAD14 (gene rad14). Gene Ontology annotation, biological process: base-excision repair; nucleotide-excision repair involved in interstrand cross-link repair; nucleotide-excision repair, DNA damage recognition. The transcript has 3 exons. Gene Ontology annotation, cellular component: nucleotide-excision repair factor 1 complex. The record is from RefSeq and is a predicted model, not a curated record. The coding region runs from base 1 to 1137 and encodes 378 amino acids. Gene Ontology annotation, molecular function: damaged DNA binding. NCBI's taxonomy places the organism in Eukaryota, Fungi, Ascomycota, Eurotiomycetes, Eurotiales, Aspergillaceae.